Messenger RNA from Mesoplodon densirostris (Blainville's beaked whale), 930 nucleotides. RefSeq names its product GTPase IMAP family member 5-like. The record is from RefSeq and is a predicted model, not a curated record. The transcript has 2 exons. Gene Ontology annotation, molecular function: GTP binding. NCBI's taxonomy places the organism in Eukaryota, Metazoa, Chordata, Mammalia, Artiodactyla, Ziphiidae. The coding region runs from base 1 to 930 and encodes 309 amino acids.
AUGGAAGGGCUUCAGAGGAGCAGAUAUGGGACUAUGGCUGAAGGCGGGAUAGAGCAUCAGCGGUUUGCAACCUCUUCCUCAUUGCGGAUCAUCCUAGUGGGCAAAACAGGCAGCGGGAAAAGUGCCACCGGGAACAGCAUCCUCUGCCAGCCGGUGUUUGAGUCCAGGCUGGGGGCCCAGUCGGUGACCAGGAAGUGUCAGGGGGCAACGGGCACGUGGAACGGGAGGAGCGUCCUGGUGGUGGACACGCCCCCCAUCUUUGAGGCGAGGGCCCAGGACCAAGAGGUGUACGAGAACAUCGGGUACUGCUACCUACUCUCGGCCCCGGGGCCGCACGUGCUGCUGCUGGUGACUCAGCUGGGGCGCUUCACAGAGCAGGACGUGGUGGCCGUGACCAGGGUGAAGGAGGUCUUUGGGGUGAGAGCCCUGAGACACACGGUCCUCCUCUUCACCUGCAAGGAGGACUUAGCGGACGGAUCCUUGCAUGACUACGUAGCAAACACAGACAACGUCAGGCUGAGGGGCCUGGUCCGGGAGUGCGGGCAGAGGUACUGCGCCUUCAACAACCGGGCCUCCGGGGACGAGCAGAGGAAGCAGCUGGCCGAGCUGAUGGCCAUGGUCGAGGGGCUGGAGAGGGAGCGCCAGGGCGCCUACCUCAGCAACGACCUCUUCUUUGAUGCACAGCGGCUCCAGCAGGGCUGGGGCGACCCCCAUGGAGAAGGUCACGUGCGCUACCUGGCCAAGGUGCGGUCGCAUGUUGCAAAGCAAAAGCAAGACCUGAGCGAGGCCCAGAGAAACGGUGCCUUCAAGGCGCUCCUCCGAGUCAAAAACUGGAUCAUUUCUCACAUGGGAAUAUUUGCUGUUUUUGUUAUAUGCUUUUUGAGUUUUCUUGCCAUUUUAAUUAUCUUGUGUAGCACUCACGAAUGCUGA